AUGCUAUUUUCAGUAGAGGUGCACGGAUUGCAACUUUCUGGCCAAUCACCGAUCUUUAAAAAGCCUGACCUGCUGAUUCCAAUUUUGGCCUAUACCAAUUUUUUAUAACUGACAGCAUACACCUUCAAUGUUCCAAUCUUAUUUUAUUGAAAAACAUUGAACAAUAUCUGUGAAACAAUACAAACUUGUUGUUUUAACUGCACAUGAGGUAGUUCUCUCAAAUAUAAAUGAAAAGUUUAGAGCAUUGCUGUCCAAAUGACUAAAUUAUAUAUCAGUUCUUUUAGUCUUUCAUUUUUCACAUUUUAGUAGGUAGAGGCAUAUGAAACCGAUCUUACCCACCAAUCUUAUUUACAAGGAUUGGCCGAUCGCCUGUCUCCUAAAAUUAUGGAAAUCGGCGCCGAUACCGAUUUGGCCGAUUGAUCGGUGCACCCCUAAUUUUCAGCUAUUUUUGUGCUUUUGGCUAUUUUCAGCAGUUCUUCCACAAUUUAGCUCUCAGCAUCAGCAAUUUCAGCUGAAAUUGCAAAUUUGAUCUAGUUUUCACUAGAAUUGUUUCAAAAUUUAAAUUUUGGUACCAUGAAAAGUUACAACCUCAGCACACUGCUAUGUCCCCACAACCCAUGCGUUUUAUAAUCAUCCUUUUAAGUGUAUUUGACCUUGAGGUCUGUUACAACUGAAUUAAAGCAGCUCUCCCCCUCGCUUAGGCCAUUACACAAAAUCUUGUGUCUGUAAAGUCUACUAAAAUGCGUUUAACACCCCUCAUGCUUCAUAAAUCACGCUGCCAAUGUUCACUGUCGUGCAGCAUUGCGGCGGUUAACUGUUUCCUUCCUCUUUGAAACAAUGAUCAAAUAUAAACACCAUUAAGCCAUGGAGCAGGGGGUGAGUUGUAUAGAAUUGGUUUACUUGAACUUUAUUGCGCCGCUGAGUGCCCAUUAAGAUACCGGGGAAAGUGCCGUAACUGCUUUUGAAGAACUCAGUGCAAACAAUGUAUUGACGUUCACCGUCAAAGUAAAAGCCUUGUCUUUUACAGCUUAAAAAGAAAAGUUAAAUCACUGAUGAAUGUGACGCAGCUUCGAUAAAUGCUGCAGGUGAGCUCGCGGGGUAGCGGGAACACGCUCCACGCGCACUGUUUGUUAAUUGAGUUCUGUAGCUCACUCCAACAUAAUUGGUUUACCACGAGGGCUGCUGUUUAAUGGGGCGAGAGGACACCUGCUAAGGGCUAAUGGCUAGCAAACAGAACAAGAGUGCACGUGCGCGGACGCUCUGUUUGUGGAGCGCGAGGGACCUGUGUGUGGGCCUCGCGGGCCCAAAUGGUGUUAAAUGACGCAUUUACAGAAGUGUAAUGGGUUUAUUGUAAAAGUCAGAAAGGUGCAGACGAAUAAUAAAAAAAAUGUGCCGAGCUAGUUUAUUGUUUUAGCUUGUCUCCAGAUGUUUCCAGGACAACUGUGGCCUCUUAUCUCGCAGGUCAACCCACGCUCGCGCCAGUAUGCAUCGAUUUACCAGAAGAGAUAUAACCAUAUAAAUUGUCGAUGCUUGAUUGUUUGAGAAUAAUCGUGAUAGACGUGUAUCUAUAGUGCUCUCUACACUCUUAAAGCAGCGUCUAUGCUCGUGUGUGUUGCCGCUUAGGGGACAAACACAGGUGGAUGCAGGUAAACGUUGACAGAGUGGCAUUGAUCCACGCGCCCACGGUGUUCAAUUUAGUGAAAAAUCCCACAAGCUGCAGAAUAUCCUGGAUACUAAGGGAGCUUUUGGUUUUGAGCAAACAGUGAAACCAAUGACUUUGUUGCUGCUUGGUCACAUGGUGGCAGAGUGACACACCUGUCUGGAGGCCCUGCAGUUGCGCCACACACACCCAGGUAGAGCAGAAGGUCCACGCGUGGAGACGGAGCACAGGUACAUGCGUAACAGAAGAAGCCAUGAAUCGAGAAGAUCAUUUUUACCCCUCUCAGGUAUUCAAGGACUCCUGUGCCUUCCAGAGAGCCCAUCAGGGGGAGGACUACAGCCACAGCCCGCCGCCCUGCCUCUACAUGAACAGGCAGGGACACUCCGUCUACACUCCGCCGGCCAUGGGAGCCUUAGAGCCGGCCAGCCUGACUGACAUCGCCCCUUCUACUUACGCGUUACCCAUGAGGGAGGACCCUCAGCUUCUCCAUCACCAGGGGCUCCAGCAGCACCAGCAACCCCCUCCUGUGUCAGGGUUUGGAGACACGGGGGAGCAGAGCAGAUACCACCUCCCUUUCCCCUGGAUGAAAACCACCAAAUCUCACUCACACACCUGGAAGGCACAGUGGGCAGGGCCGUACGUGAUGGCAGAAACUGAAGAAAACAAACGCACGAGGACAGCCUACACGCGCGCGCAGCUCCUCGAGCUCGAAAAAGAGUUCCUAUUCAACCGCUACAUCUCGAGGCCGCGGCGCGUGGAGCUCGCGCUCACGCUGAGCCUCACCGAGCGACACAUCAAGAUCUGGUUUCAGAACCGGCGCAUGAAGUGGAAGAAAGAGGAGGACAGGAGGAGGGCGAGGGGGGCAGACCCGGACCAGGACUCCUCCAUCACCUCCGGAGACCAGGGGGAGGCCGCGGGAGGGGUCACCUCCACCUCACCGCCGGUUUCCCCGCUGAACCGCCACCCCCUGUCCGCUCCACCACACAGAGAACCCUCCUAGACCUGCAGGACUGCCGCAGAGACUGGGACUUAAACUCCUUGUACAGUCACUUUUCAUUCUGAGAGGAUUUUUAUUUAAGGUCCAGAAUUUAAAAAACAGCAUUGUCUCCAGAAUGGCGCCAUCUUUUUCAAGGACUCCCAUGAACUUUAGGGACUUUCUUUCUCAUCUUUAUACACCGUUAUUCCAGGACAUUAUUCAUACGUCACCAUUUUGACAGCGACAUCACACAACAGUCACAAAGGCCUACUUUAGCCCUCAGGCCCUCCUUUAAAAAAAUCACACUCUCCCUCUUAAAGCCCUUUUAGGACAUUGGGUAUAUUUAGAAAUACUAAACAUGAAAGAAAAAACUUUAUUUAAAUUUUUGGUCCUCAACUCCAGUCCUCAUCAUGUAUUGCAAAUGUGAAUUCAUUUUCAUAAUUAUAAUUUUUCACCAGACUCUGAC
Cheilinus undulatus (humphead wrasse) is the source of this 3102-nucleotide messenger RNA. RefSeq names its product pancreatic and duodenal homeobox 1 (gene pdx1). Gene Ontology annotation, cellular component: nucleus. The coding region runs from base 1914 to 2660 and encodes 248 amino acids. The record is from RefSeq and is a predicted model, not a curated record. Gene Ontology annotation, biological process: type B pancreatic cell differentiation; regulation of transcription by RNA polymerase II. NCBI's taxonomy places the organism in Eukaryota, Metazoa, Chordata, Actinopteri, Labriformes, Labridae. Gene Ontology annotation, molecular function: DNA-binding transcription factor activity, RNA polymerase II-specific; RNA polymerase II cis-regulatory region sequence-specific DNA binding. The transcript is spliced from 2 exons.